AUCGUUUCAUAGAAAUUUUAGUAGUUCAACAAAACGUGAGCCUCUGGAAAGCGGUACACACUCAUGAUGAGUUCCGCGGAUAACAAGAAAUUAUGUACGGCCGUAGCCUAUUUGAAUGCUGCAAUUUCAGCUGUUUUGUUUUUUUCGCUCAUUUGGGAUCUCGUAGUACCUGAUGUGCCUACACCUGAGGAGACAAAGAGAGUGGCGAAUAUUGUGGAUGCCGGAAUCACUUUAUACCUAGGAAUUUGGUUUAUUUUGUCACUUAUGCUGACCAAAGGAAUUUCCACCAAUCGUUGUUACCUUAUGGCUCCCUUUGUCCAUUGGAACGUAUUUCACUUGAUUGUUAUGGCGUUACUUAUGGUCUUUGGCGUUGUGUCAAGCUUUAAAAGUGAUUACUCAUUUUGGGUAAUUGUUUUGGAGAUAAUUGGAUGUUCUUUGCUAUUGGCAUUUUUAAUAUUCUGUUACAUGCCAGUACGUCAGUAUUAUCAAGGACUUCGUCAAAUAAGCGAUUAUAUACAAAAAGAAGGAUUGAAAUAAAUGUAUGUUCUCAUAUUGUGAAAAAUUUGGUUUAAAAGUAUCUUGCAAAAGGAAAUGUGAAAGAUAUAAUAAAAAGGUUAAGAAAGGAAACAAACAAACGUUAGCUGGCAUUUAAAUGUUUUCUGCCAUGCUAUUCUUUGAAUAAAAAACAAUUAAACAAUG
Stomoxys calcitrans (stable fly) is the source of this 699-nucleotide messenger RNA. RefSeq lists its product as uncharacterized. The transcript is spliced from 4 exons. The record is from RefSeq and is a predicted model, not a curated record. NCBI's taxonomy places the organism in Eukaryota, Metazoa, Arthropoda, Insecta, Diptera, Muscidae. The coding region runs from base 64 to 537 and encodes 157 amino acids.